AUGGAUGAAUACGACCCCAACAUUGUAGCCAGACUGGUGGCACUGAAUGAGAGGACACGGAAAGCCUGGGCCCACCCACACAACAAACACUUCUAUGUGCCGGCUUCAUUUCGAGGCUUCCCAGUACAUGGAGAAACAAGCCGCGAGUCCACACCAGUCGAGGAGGACAGUGACAGCGACAGUCAUGUCAAAGAAAGCGAGCCUGAACUUAGGAUAACCUUUGACAGUCGCCCAAAGAAUGUCAGCAAAGGUUGGACCUUUGGCAGCGAUCAAAAUUUGUGCGAUGUGUAUUGUGGUGAACACGACAGAAAAAACGACUACUACAUCGGCAGGCAGACGUUCUUGAUUACGAUAAGCAAGCAAGGCGACGUGAUCUUGAAGCAUAUCAAGAACACAAACCGGACGAAGGUCCAGUACAACUCUCAAAAGGUUGGGGAACGACGGGAGUUUAUCUGGAUCAUGUUACCAGAGUGCCGGAGCAUUGUUAUUACUUCGGCCAACCAGCUCGAGUUUCGGGUCAUAGUGGCGAAGCACGGCGCCAAGACAGAGCUGUCCCGAGGGCUAUUUGCUCGGUUUCUCAAGGACGUCGAGGACUCAAUGCCAUCGCUACCGCUUCUUUUGGUGGACAGUGAGGCAACGACUGCAGACACUAGCCUAGUGUCUACACCAAAGACGCAGCCUUUCUAUUACCGGCGUGAAGCGGGAGAGCUUGGACGUGGAUCCUUUGGAAAAGUUGAUGUUGUCGUGGACGUGAGCACCGGAUUCGAGUACGCAGGCAAGUCGUUCUUCGGGGACUUCGAGCGAAGCGAGCCAGAUAUCCUGGCCAAGCAGAACCACCCGAUCCAGGUUUUUAGCAUCCUGGCACAGUCUCUUCGUGCGCUCGCAAGCUUACAUGCGAGCCCGAAUUGCGUAACCCAUCGGGACAUCAAACCCGAAAACAUCUUAGUGGCAGAUCGUGAACGCACGACAAACCCUGGAGAGCCCGGGCCCUGGAUCAAGAUUGCGGACUUUGGCCUGGCAACAGAAGGCACUAAGUGUGAAGGCUCAGCCGGUACUUGGCUUUACCAGGCCCCUGAGGUAUUCGGUCAAGAAUACGACUCAAAAGUUGACAUAUGGUCUUUGGGCGUCGUCAUCUUGCAACUGCUUCUGGGAGGACGCAUACCCAAGCCCAGCCGAGGUUACUUGCAAGGGCCACAGUGGUGCGAGGACGUUAUCCUUACAACGAGGCAGAAUUUUUCUUUCUCUUUUUUCGCAGAUCAAAAACGCUGCGAGAGGAACAAAAAUACGUUGGAGACCAUGCUGUGGGGAUUCAUCACGAACUUCAUGCUCAAGUAUGAUCCGAAAAAGAGACUGUCAGCGCAGGAGUGUCUCAAUGCUCCCGUUUUUUCACAGAUACAGUCCGGCUUGGGAUUAGCGUUGGAAAGGCAACGAAAAGAUGUAGGUCAGCAACGUAGUGGGGUUUCGGUCGACCUUAAGGUCAACGAAGAGGCAAAACGGAUCCCUACACAUUCGGACAUUGGAAAGGCGUCCGAGUCAGAGAAUGAAUGGUCCUCCUUGUACUCUGGUGGUGAGGCUCAGACUGAGCCAGAGCUUCGCGCCAAUCCGGUCCUUAAAUCAUCACACGCAAGAGCCCCGAUGUACUGCAAUAACACGUCACCGGCAACCUACGACCCGGGUGUGGAGGAGACCGUGGCCUUGAAAGGGCAAGGGUCCAACGGAUCUAAGACUGCAGUGCCACCACACACAUUGAGGCCAGACGAUCCACAGCCGCUUAGCUAUGGACUGGCACUGGGAGACAAGCACGAUAAUCUCCGGAAAACAGUAAGGAAAGGCUAUUGA
Letharia lupina is the source of this 1839-nucleotide messenger RNA. RefSeq lists its product as uncharacterized. Gene Ontology annotation, biological process: mitotic DNA damage checkpoint signaling; protein phosphorylation. Bases 1 to 1839 code for a protein of 612 amino acids. Gene Ontology annotation, cellular component: nucleus; cytoplasm. The record is from RefSeq and is a predicted model, not a curated record. Lineage: Eukaryota; Fungi; Ascomycota; Lecanoromycetes; Lecanorales; Parmeliaceae. Gene Ontology annotation, molecular function: ATP binding; protein serine/threonine kinase activity. The transcript has 2 exons.